GUAUUGAUUGUAUAUCUUCAGCCAUAGGUGUGUUCUGCAUGUUCUGCUAUUUCAUGUAUGAGGAAGCUAGACGGCCUUACAAACAAGACCCUUACAUGGAAAGUCCCUUUGAUAUGACUUGUUGGUUAUUUAUGUGUCUUUGGCUAUUUGAUGUGACAUGGAACUGUGAGAACAGGAAGCUUGUAAAAAAAUAAAGAGCAGUCGCGGUGACAGACCCCAGAAAAGAGGAAGCUUGUAUCACCAGAGGAAAUAAGCUCUGGGCAGUGCUGUGUCUCUUAUUGACCAGCUAUUUGUUUCUGAGAGGCAGGCAAGGCACACGGCUUCUCCGUCAUUGCCGCUGUGUAGUUCCACUUUCCAGCAUGAGUUUGGUUUUUGAAAUCUGGAUUUUACUCUGAUGGCGACAUCUAUAAGAAGAUCCAAGUCUUUAGCUGUGUCCGUUGAAAGAAGAGCCAUGUGUCGGGUGGAAGCAAGAGAUAUGGCUUCUGGAGAACCCAAAUGGCCAGUUCCAAUGAGGGCAAUUGGUGCCCAGAACCUACUGACAUUGCCUGGGGGAGUCACAAUUGCAGGAUACUUGCACAAAAGAGGAGGGAAACAGCUGCAGCUCUUUAAAUGGCCCUUAAGAUAUGUUAUUAUUCACAAAGGCUGUGUGUACUACUUCAAAUGCAGCACCUCCUCAUCCUCACAAGGAGCCUUCUCACUAAAUGGCUACAACAGGGUAAUGAGGGCAGCAGAAGAGACCACAUCAAAUAAUGUUUUCCCCUUCAAGAUGGUGCACAUUAGCAAAAAACAUCGAACGUGGUAUUUCUCAGCAGCAUCUGAAGAGGAGCGGAAGAAAUGGAUGCUAGCCUUGAGGACGGAGAUAGAUCAUUAUCAUGAGAAAAAAGAAACAACUACCGACCUAAGUGAAAGUGGCUCGGACUCGGGUAGCUUUUAUGGAUCUGUGGAACGCGCUGUCGCUAUUAAAUACGAACACAAUCCGGCAGAAGAUAGCUGGCAGGAUGAAGAUGAUGAUGAGGAGGACUAUGAAAGGCCAGAUUCUGUAGAUGAUGGUGCACCAAGCUAUCCACCACCACCAGUUCCAGUUCAAGCAAAGGCUGAAGAUCCCCACAUAAGACGAUCAAUAUCCAGUAUUGCAAUGUCAAAACCACUUCCUAGUCUACCGAAAAUGGAGAUAUCUGACUUACAUCUGCCACGCCCAAGGAGGGAGUCUGUUGGUCAGAACAAAAUUGACAUAGAUAUGAAGCCUCCUCCACCCAUCCCUUCUUUUCCACCAGCUCAUAAACCUCCUCCUCCUCCACCAAUAACAAGCAGUGCAACUGACAGGGGUUAUAUACCGCCACAACGGCCCAGAAAGCCUUCCUCAGGCUUGCCCAUUUCCCCAAACUCAACAUUUCAACCUCCGUCUUCCAGGUCGGAUCCUCCACCUCCCAGGUCGGAUCCUCCACCUCCCAGGUCGGAUCCUCCGUCUGCCAGGUUGGAUCCUCCACCUCCCAGGUUGGAUCCUCCGUCUGCCAGGUUGGAUCCUCCACCUCCCAGGUUGGAUCCUCUACCUCCCAGGUUGGAUCCAUCUGUUACUAGCUCCAGAAAAGAACCUCCAAACUGUAUAACUACAGAUGAAAUGCAGAAUAUUUCUCAAAAUUCUAUAAUGGGAAAUAACCUGCUAAAGCAAGAACUGAGCAACAUAUUUAAAAAGCCUCCUCCACUGGUACCAUCAAAGCCUGCUGUACCUGCUAUUGAAAAACUACCAAAUAAGCCUGGCCAUCCAGCACCUCCUGUACCACCAGUAAAACCUUCAUACCUGAAGGUAGAAGACAACACUCCUCCAAUUGUUCCAAGAAACAAACCAAGAGUAACAAUUAAUGAUGACAAAUCCCCUGAGCGCUCAAGCUCUCAGAUGAAAAGUGGACCUGCUAAACCACCUCCCGUGGUACCUAGGGUACGCCCACCAAGGGCAGAUCAUGGAUUCUCACAAAUGAUGAGGUCACCACCUGAUGGUCAGAGCUUUAUAGAUAAAACAGUGGAAUCUCCAGUUCGACCGUCAAGGUUAAAAGAUCUGCAUGAGGAAAGUGACAGUGAUGAUGAGUAUGAAAAGGUAUCCUUGCCUCCUUCAGUCUUUGUGGAUACAUGUGAAUCUACAGAUGUCGAAAGGAUGUUCAAAGCUAUGGAUAUCACAGGAAACCCCCUGAAUGGACUCUUCUGCAUAAGAAAUUCUGCAAAGGCCGGAAAGGUUAUAGUGGUAUGGGAUAAUCAUGAUGCAAAGAUAAGAAACUACCGAAUAUUUGAACAGGACACAAAAGUUUACCUGGAGGUAGAAAUACGGUUUUCAGAUAUUGCAGAUUUGGUUGAACACUACUAUAAGAGCCCAUUACCUGGCCACAAUACUCUAGUUCUAAAACAUGCCUAUGGGUGUAUGAUUAACCCCAGGUGAAAAGACCACCAUAAUAGAAUCAUUAUUCAAACUAUAGUCCUCAGACUGUGUGUUGGGAUUUGCCAAGACUAUACAAGUGGAAAACCGCAUCACAGGGGUAGUGCCCUUCUGCCCAUCUCUAACAAAGACUUAACAUAAACGUUUUUUAGUCUACAAAAUAUGAUGACUGGAGGACCAGAUUACGAGCGACAAUCAAUGAGGAAAAACAAUCUUGGUCAUUUGCACAUUUCCUCUGCAAUGGAAAUUCAAAACACAGACCAGUAGAGUGCAAAGAAGGAAGGAUGUGGAAAAAAGAUUGACAAGAAGGAAGCUGGGCAGGAACAUUCCUCAACUUUAAUCCUUUUCAGAGAUUAUCUCCGCAUAAGGCCCAGGCCUGAAAUGUAUGGUGGGUAAAUAACCCAGAGCCACUGUGAAGUCUAAUGUACCAUUUGCUUAUAGUUGGAAAAUUUGAAGACCUUUGUUGACGACAAGAAACAUAUCAAUUGACACCUGAUGCAGGAACUCGUUUUGUGGACUGAUUGCUGGUUGUAGGUGUCUACGGUCCUAACUAAUGGGUGUCUUGUAUCCUGUGACCAACCAUGCAUGAACUGUGGGCCUCUCUCCUCCUGAUUAUUUCUACAUUGAAGCAUCACAAGAAGAUCUCUAAGCCAACCAAUGUCAUCUGUUGCUGUCUUUGCACCGCAUACACUACCUUGUUAGUACCCAGAGCUGGAGAACCGUAUGGGUGGUACCCAGAGCAUGUGAUUAGUAUGAAUAGAUUUAUGGGGCUACAUGUAAAAAAAGGCAUAGUUUGGCAUGAUCAAAGGGCACAUUUGCUCAGAAUACUGCACAUCUUUAGUCAGUUCCAUAUAGGUUUGCCACCUCAUCACUUUAAACCCAAACACAUAUUAAUUGAACAGGUUCUGUGGCUGAUUAAAGUGGAUGUAAACCCAAUUCAUGAAA
Molecule: messenger RNA, 3370 nt
Organism: Rana temporaria (common frog)
Lineage: Eukaryota; Metazoa; Chordata; Amphibia; Anura; Ranidae
Gene: SH3BP2
Product: SH3 domain binding protein 2
Exons: 13
Coding region: 395-2428 (677 amino acids)
Biological process (GO): signal transduction
Molecular function (GO): SH3 domain binding
Source: RefSeq, a predicted model, not a curated record